GCUUCGGCCGUUGCUUAAAGAAACUUGUUGCGGGUCCCCCAACAGAGACUGAGCUGCGGCAGCGGCGGCGACUGAGGAGGAGCUGGAAGUGGGCGGCGGAGGCCAGGACGAACGUCGGGUCCUGCGCUGCGACCUCAGAUUUCAGAGAGGCAACAGCGUGCCCGGGCGCGACCCCUGCGUCCAUCUCCAGUACGCACCACUCCGCGCGUGGCCCCAAUGCUGGACAUGAGUGAGGCCCGCGCCCAGCCGCCGUGCAGCCCUUCCGGCACCGCCAGCUCCAUGUCGCACGUGGAGGAUUCCGACUCCGACGCGCCACCGUCACCCGCGGGCUCCGAGGGCCUGGGCCGCGCGGGGGGCGGUGGCCGGGGUGACUCUGCUGAGGCGGCGGACGAGCGCUUCCCAGCCUGCAUUCGUGACGCCGUGUCACAGGUGCUCAAAGGUUACGACUGGAGCCUGGUACCCAUGCCCGUGCGGGGCGGCGGCGGUGGCGCGCUCAAGGCCAAACCUCACGUGAAGCGACCCAUGAAUGCCUUCAUGGUGUGGGCGCAGGCGGCGCGCCGUAAGCUGGCGGACCAGUACCCGCAUCUCCACAACGCGGAGCUCAGCAAGACACUGGGCAAGCUGUGGCGCUUGCUGAGUGAGAGCGAAAAGCGUCCCUUUGUGGAGGAGGCUGAGCGGCUCCGUGUCCAGCACAAGAAAGACCAUCCAGAUUACAAGUACCAGCCACGCCGAAGAAAGAGCGUGAAGACUGGCCGGAGUGACUCUGAUUCUGGCACUGAGCUGGGUCACCACCCUGGUGGUCCCAUGUACAAGGCUGAUGGGGUCCUCAGUGAUGCACACCACCAUGGUGACCACACAGGCCAGACCCAUGGGCCACCCACCCCACCCACCACUCCCAAGACAGACCUGCACCACCAGGCUGGUGGGGGAGGCAAGCAGGAGCUAAGGCUGGAAGGGCGCCGCCUGGUGGACAGUGGACGCCAGAACAUCGACUUCAGCAAUGUGGACAUCUCAGAGCUCAGCAGUGAGGUCAUCAGUAACAUGGACACCUUUGACGUCCACGAGUUUGACCAGUAUUUGCCCCUCAAUGGUCACUCAGCCCUGCCUACAGAGCCCAGCCAGGCCACUGCCUCUGGCUCCUAUGGGGGCACUGCCUACUCCCACUCUGGGGCAGCUGGCAUUGGGGCAUCUCCUGUGUGGGCCCACAAGGGAGCUCCCUCAGCCUCAGCCUCACCUACAGAGGCAGGCCCCCCACGGCCACACAUCAAGACAGAGCAGCUGAGUCCCAGCCAUUACAGCGACCAAUCACAUGGUUCUCCCAGCAGAGCUGACUAUGGCUCCUUCAGUGCCCAGGCCAGCGUUACCACAGCUGCCCCAGCCACAGCUGCCAGCUCCUUUGCCAGUGCACAGUGCGACUAUACUGACCUGCAGGCCUCCAAUUACUACAGUCCCUACCCUGGCUACCCAUCCAGCCUCUACCAGUACCCUUACUUCCACUCAUCUCGCCGGCCCUAUGCCUCUCCGCUGCUGUCCAUACCACCCACCCACAGCCCCAGCAGCAACUGGGACCAGCCGGUAUACACCACCCUGACCCGGCCCUGAGGCCACUGCACGCUAGGGGGACUCAGCGUUCACAGGACAGACAGGUCUCUGAGGACUCCCAGAAGUUUGCUUUAGAGAAGGGUGAGGCAGCCAACAUGGCCUCACUCUGUCAAGUGCCUGCCGAAUCUGCAGGAAGCCAGGCUUUGUCACCCAGUGUCCCUUUGUUUCUGGAUCUCCAAACUUCUGCCAAGGGACAGAGCUAUCUUUUCCUUCUCCUCUCCCUCUGAGGUGACUGAUGAUUCCAAAACAGACAGCCAUUUGGUUCCUCUCCUGUGAGGACAGGUGGUCACCAGUGCCUCAGUAGAAGAGUAGAAAGGGCACCGAGGUCCUCACCAACCCCACCAAGAACCUCCUGGGACCAAGGGAUGUUGUUUCCGUGGUGAUGGUACAUCCAUGGAUAUUCGGAGAUGCAUCCAUUCUGGCAUCUCUUGGGACCAGCUUGAGAUUGAGGGGGUUUCUCAUCACAGUUCUUCCCAGCAAUUUUGGCUGAGAUGAACACACUUCUCAUGUUUAUUUUUAUUAUGUUUUUGUAAUUUUUAUUUUUAAUGCUUAAAUGUGUUUGUUUUGAAAGCUGUUGACGUAUUUAUGUUCUGUAUUAUUUUAUCUUUAAUUAAUGAAGUAAUUUGUUCAGAGAGUAGAAUUUAAGACAGGAUGAAAGCUGGGAAAGAUUUGUUUCACGAGGGGGCAGGUAGGAGGCAGUCCAGCACCUCACAGCAUCGCUUUACUCAGCCUUCAGACAGCCUGGGAGGCCUGUGGCCAGGCACAAGAGGAAGUGAUUAACCUCGUGGGUAUGGUCAAAGCAGAAUGCCCAGCACUGGCAUCAGAUCGGGCAUUGGUAGGCAGGAGUGUCAUCCCUGCCCUGAUGGUGCCAAGCGAUAGAAGACAGAAUUUCCUUCAAGUUGGAGGCUGCAGAAUCACAAUUAUCUUGGGUCUUCAGCACCAGGUGCCACCUACCAAGCUGUGAAAGGAAACCUCCUCCACUAACGGUGUCUAGAUUCCUAGUUAGAGAAUAACACCUGCUUUACUGCCCUGCUUCUCUCUGUGCUAAGUGUAUAACUGUCUACUUCACGGGAAACUUGUGCCUUUGGAACUUUGUACAUUUAAACACAUUUGAGAAGUUUGCUUUUUACUUUUCUACUUUUCCUACCUUUUUUUAAAAAGAGAAAGACAUGUCUUUUUUUUUUUUUUCUUUUAGCAUAUCUCCUUCUGAGGGUGAUGGUGGGAACCACAGCAAACUCAUUUUUAUGUAGUCUAUUUGUGUGUGUGUGUGUGUGUGUGUGUGUGUGUGUGUGUGUGAAAUUCAAAAGACUUCUGCUGUCACUCGCCUGCUCUGUUUUGCUACUUUCUGACCAAGCAAUGCUAACUUUUGUAC
Nannospalax galili (Upper Galilee mountains blind mole rat) is the source of this 2974-nucleotide messenger RNA. RefSeq names its product SRY-box transcription factor 8 (gene Sox8). NCBI's taxonomy places the organism in Eukaryota, Metazoa, Chordata, Mammalia, Rodentia, Spalacidae. The record is from RefSeq and is a predicted model, not a curated record. The coding region runs from base 217 to 1602 and encodes 461 amino acids. Gene Ontology annotation, biological process: enteric nervous system development; neural crest cell development; negative regulation of transcription by RNA polymerase II. The transcript has 3 exons. Gene Ontology annotation, molecular function: DNA-binding transcription factor activity, RNA polymerase II-specific; RNA polymerase II cis-regulatory region sequence-specific DNA binding. Gene Ontology annotation, cellular component: nucleus.